Myiozetetes cayanensis is the source of this 2587-nucleotide messenger RNA. RefSeq names its product OX-2 membrane glycoprotein-like. NCBI's taxonomy places the organism in Eukaryota, Metazoa, Chordata, Aves, Passeriformes, Tyrannidae. The coding region runs from base 479 to 1237 and encodes 252 amino acids. The transcript is spliced from 7 exons. The record is from RefSeq and is a predicted model, not a curated record. Gene Ontology annotation, biological process: negative regulation of macrophage activation; regulation of immune response. Gene Ontology annotation, molecular function: cell-cell adhesion mediator activity.
GGAAGUGCUUUGAACACAGAAGGAAUUUCUCUGCUGUACACGGGAGUGAACCCCUAAAUUUUUUUCUUAAGUUCAGGUUUACACUACUGAUUUCCAGCAGCAGCAGCAGCGCGAUUAUCCAUCCUGGAGAGCUGCUGGAACCGACUCAGUGCUGUCCCUGUGGAUCACUCACUCACUUUUAGGACGUUUCCUGCUUUAAGCAAGAGGAAUUCUUGGGGGUUUUUUUCGUUGUGUUUGUUUUUGGUUUUUUUUUUAGACUUCCAAGUCAAACUUGUAAUUUGCUUUUAUUCAUAACCCUCGAGGCUGCGCUGGCUACACGGUAUAGCCUUGUUCUUCAUCGUGUGAAGCCUUUUACCUACCCCAUCUGUGCGUGAUGGUGCAUUAAGGGCUUUAAGAGGUGCCCCAAAGCGGUGACACAUAGAAGGCUGGAGUUGAAAACUCUGCUUGCCUGCAGGUGAGGCAGAUUUCCUCUUCCAAAAUGACUUUCCCGUUUCUGGUUUUGUGCCUGGCGUGUUCUGGGCUUGGAAGGGCAAAGGUUGUUCCCCAGGCUGAAGAAAUCCAAGUGAGGGUGGGUGACAACGCACCUCUGAGCUGUGCCCUGACAGAACCCAUGGAUGUCGUGCAAGUGACGUGGCAAAAGGGCUCUGAGAAGUCCCAUAAGAACAUAGCUACAUACAGUAAACUGAAAGGACUGAAGAUUCACAAGUCCUAUCAAGGCCGAAUGAAUUUCACAAGCCUGGAACUCAACGAGACCAGCAUCACUUUUUGGGACGCCACCAUGGAUGAUUCAGGAUGUUACCUGUGCCUCUUCAACACUUUCCCCUCGGGCUCCGUCUCUGGACGUACCUGCCUGAGCGUCUUUGGUCUCAAUGCAUCUGUCCACUACAACAUCUCUGAAGGUCACUUGGUAGCCGUCUGUAGCGCUGUUGGCUUCCCAGAGCCCACCAUCACCUGGAACAACCUGUUCGAUUCUGCUCCUACACAGGAGGUGGUCAGUCACGCCAGUGGGGUGGUGUCCAUCACCAGCACACUGCAAGUCCACAACCCUCAGAGGAUCGGGGCACAGGGCUUGAUCUGCAGAGUGAACAACACCAACGAGACGAGGGAACUGCCUGUGAAAAUUAACGGAGAAGAGGGGCCCUCAUUGCUUUGGCUGGUGAUCAUUGCUGGGAUUGUAAUCGUUGUCGUGGCUGUGUGUUUGCUCUUCUGGAGGAAGAAAAUAUGCCGGAGGUGUUGAAGUGGAUCCUUGAGGAUUGCCAUUCCCCUUCCAGAUCAUCAGAGGUCAGCAACACAAAGUCAAUAUUAGAGAAAUAAUGACUUGACUGGCUGGAAAGAAGCAACCAAAAAAAGGAGAAGAUACCUACCCUGCCCUACCUAAACACUGAAUUAUCACUGAAAUGACUAACACAAUGUGUUUUUUAUCCAGUCUGGACCCUUCAUCUUAAAAAGUAGGAUCAGAGGGACCACUUAAUCCUCCCCUCUGCUGUGCCAAAACCAUCUCUGCUCGUGCCACUCACGGUACUGCUGCUGUGAAAAACAGAUUUGCCUUCUUCCAGCUGAGAUUUGAAAAUGUCCACAAAUGGAAGCUCUGCAGGCCCUCUGGGGAUCCUCUUGCAGUGCUCUUGAUUGCUCCUGUAGUAGAGAAGAGUUUAAUUUUUGCCAACCUCUGUCUGCAGUUUCACUUGCAGCAACUUCGAGUUCAUCGCCCUCUUCCCGCGGUCUGGUUUUCCUUCUCUUACCCGGCUAUUCCAGCUCCUUUUCCUCAGUGAAUGUGUCACUGUGCCAAAGGCAGUAUUGCUUAACUCUCUCUCCAAAAACACCUUCUGGACCCAAAAACCACAGGACUCGAGGCCACAGGAACUCAAACCAACCUGAAUUCGUCAGAAUUACUGGGGAAGAGCAAUGGGACUCCAAGCAGGUGACAGGUUAAAGAAAGCAGCAGUUGGGAAAGAAGCAUUACAUGUAAUUUAUAUCAUAUAUAUAAGUAUUGUGGUUUAUUUGACCUGUUUGAGUUGGGAUAGAGUUCAUUUUCUGUACAGUUCUUAAACCCUGACAGCCCCUGGGUUGCUAAAACCAAGCCUACCUCGAGGUGUACAUUUAGUGGCCCCUUUUACUGACAGGAUAGAUGGAAGGACUUAAGGGGGUCCUCUGGUGGUUUUUUAUUCAGCUGAUGAGUUAAAUGUUUUAGGUUUUCCUUCUGUCUGAGUGUCACUAUAUUGGGAUCACUGCCAGCACCAUCUUUUGGGUUUGAUCAGUGUUUAUUUGUGCACCUGAAAUACUCCAUCUCUCUGAGUGUAUUGUAUUUCCCAAGUGCCUUUUUUUGUCUUGUGCUUUUUGUGUCCUGUGUUUACCAAGAGUACAGACUGUCAGCCUGCAGCAUCUACAGAGGAAUUGCAAAAUUUGGGACUCAGUGUUAGAACCAGUGUUUUGUUGUUUCCAGAGCAGUGGCAAAACUCUGUGUGUGUUUGUGUCUCAGUGUAUUAGUGGGAGUGUGAGGGAUGUUAUUUACUAUUGUAAGUGCAACAUGGAUUAUUUAUUUAUAUAUUUUACUUUUUCUAAAUAAAAAGUAACUCUUCCCCACCCAAUA